UUAAACUCAGCUGUUUAUGCAAUUUGGGAGUGUUUGAGACAGCGAUCCUUAAAUUUGUUGCAGCGCACUGAAGUUCUGCGAAUAUGAACAGGGUCAUUGUCUGCGUGUUUACAGUCGCGUUGAUCUUUGUACUUGGCCAUUCACUGGAGUGUUACAAGUGUGACAUUGGAUUCUGGCAAUUGUGUUUCACCUCGAGGACCACAUGCAGCCCAGGAGAGAAGUGUUUCCGUGGGGUUGGACAAGCUGCACAUGUUAUUGACAUCAUGAAGAAAGGCUGUCUUAAACAAGAUGAGUGUGACCAGGUGUCCACAGUGGAGUUCUUUGCAAACAGGACCAUCUACACCAUGAACAACACGUGCUGUGCAACAGAUCUCUGUAACCAUGCCCCUGGCCUCCGGUGGCUAUCCCCAGUCUCCCUCACUCUGGCAACACUGGCCUCCAUGCUGGUGGUUCCAGCAUUCUUCUGAGCUGACCUCUUCAGGACCGCUCCCAAAUGACUGAUCAGUUGGUCUUUAACUGCAGUCAGAUGCACUGUUCAUCCAGUUCCUGUGGAUUCUGACUAUUUUCUACUCUGCUUAUAAAAUGUGCUGAGGCAAAGAGUUGAUGCAAUCUUAAAAUCAACUUCAAUGUUUUCCCUGUCAUUGACUUAAGACUUCCAUUACCCUAACCUCAAACAGGACAAUGUUAGGGUAAAUUAAAAUUUGUCAGGACUUAAGUCAAAUCUUCUGAUUUGGGUUUUUAUGAACUGGUCAGUUUUUCCAAGGGUCUCUAAUUUGCAUCACUAGGCUUUCCCUUGUUUAAGCUGUACCAUUUAAUUGUCCAAGAUUAACAGCUUCAUUUGGUAUUGAUUUGUAUUUGUUUGUUUUAGUUUGAAUUUUAUCUGGGGGGAAAAUGCUUAAUCGUACUCUAUGCUUAUUAAAAAAA
Molecule: messenger RNA, 924 nt
Organism: Anguilla anguilla (European eel)
Lineage: Eukaryota; Metazoa; Chordata; Actinopteri; Anguilliformes; Anguillidae
Product: protein Bouncer-like
Exons: 3
Coding region: 84-467 (127 amino acids)
Cellular component (GO): membrane
Molecular function (GO): transmembrane receptor protein serine/threonine kinase activity
Source: RefSeq, a predicted model, not a curated record